This is a messenger RNA of Mangifera indica (mango), 819 nucleotides long. RefSeq lists its product as uncharacterized. The record is from RefSeq and is a predicted model, not a curated record. Lineage: Eukaryota; Viridiplantae; Streptophyta; Magnoliopsida; Sapindales; Anacardiaceae. The transcript has a single exon. The coding region runs from base 293 to 628 and encodes 111 amino acids.
UUCUGAGCUUUCUCUUUCUCUUCCAAGACCAAUCAUAUAAGCUCUCAUGUAAACACCAAACACAACACUUAGCAUGGUUAGUUCAUGUACCAACAAAAACCAUCUAACACUGGUGUAAAACUAGAGCAAGAAAAGAAACCCCCACCUUUUUUCUAUUUCCACUUUCAUUGCAGUCAAAUCCAACCAUAAAAGGCACCCUCUUUCACGCUUAUAAAACAAGUUUCAUCCUUUACAUUACAGCCUCUUCAACCAAUUGGGAAAAAAACUAGAAAAGAGAAGAGAAGAUUAUCAGAUGGAGAUUGAAUCAGUUAAGUGUGAGUGUUGUGAAUUGAAAGAAGAUUGUACCCAAGAUUAUAUUAGCGGAGUGAAGGCCAAAUUUGAUGGGAAAUGGUUAUGUGGGUUGUGCUCAGAAGCGGUUAGAGAUGAAGUAAGUAGAGGGAAUAACGCAUUCGAUAUAGAAGAAGCUGUGAAAGCUCACAUGUCAUUUUGUGGUAAAUUCAAAUCAAAUCCUGCAGUUCGAGUGGCUGAUGGUAUGCGACAGAUGUUGAGAAGAAGGUCAGGAGACUUGAAUUCAUCACCAUCUUCUUCUAAGAAGUACACGAGAUCGGCAAGCACAAAAUCGUAUUAAUACUGAUGGAAGUAAAGGAGAAUGAAUAAACUCCUCUCCUCGGCCGAAAAUAAUAUUAAUAGCUAGCCUUUCAUGUCACGGCUAACUGUCAACUUUUCUUGUACAGGGGAUGUUAAUUUCAAAGAAGCCGUUCUUCCCAGUUCUGUUUUUGUUUUUCACUAGCUACUUGGUAUAUAUCAGUAUGUUCUUCA